Camponotus floridanus (Florida carpenter ant) is the source of this 10273-nucleotide messenger RNA. RefSeq names its product putative mediator of RNA polymerase II transcription subunit 26. Lineage: Eukaryota; Metazoa; Arthropoda; Insecta; Hymenoptera; Formicidae. Bases 1711 to 9363 code for a protein of 2550 amino acids. Gene Ontology annotation, molecular function: chromatin binding; DNA binding. The record is from RefSeq and is a predicted model, not a curated record. Gene Ontology annotation, cellular component: chromocenter; nucleus. The transcript has 9 exons.
CUGGGUAUGCGGUGGGAGCCAUAUUUUUCCAAUAUCAGUUACGCGAAAAACAGCGUAGCGUACGGCGGAUCAUCCGGCGGGCAUGGCAUUUCGAUCGGCGGUGCCGCGCGUUGUCCGUGUCAGCCGGUGGUGAGUGAUCGCGCGCGCGUCAAUCGCAAGGACAACGAACGCAGUGCGACGCGCGAGCGUCGGAGCGUCGCGCGCGACCAUCGCUCGUCGCAAAAUAAUACAUAAUAAUAAUCGAGCGCGCGAGCGAGACGCGAGAGAAACGGAGUAGCGCGGAGCGCGCAGGUGUUUGGCUCGACAAGAGGGUUAGUUAACUCGACCCGAGUUCGCAAACGCGCUGGUAGUAGUGAUGAUGGUGGUGGUAGUAGAAGAGUAAUAGUGGUCGUUGGUAGUGGUGGCCGCGGCACGAGGCAGUGGUAAUGGUGGUGGUGGUAAAAGAGUGGUGGUGGUCGUGAUGCUGCUGCUGCUGCUGCUGUGACGAUGACACAGCGUCAUAACACGACGUUCGUCCGUCCGUGCGCGAUUUAACCCGAAUCGUUACGCCGCCGGUGUUUUUUUUUUCUCCUCUCGAGCGCGUUCGCGCCAUAUUACCGAUCGAGCGCCGACUCGAGACGACUCGAGCCGACUCGUCCCGCGACUCGGCGCGAUUAAACCGCAGUCAGUGCCGAGGGAGAUGGCUCGUCGUCCGGCCGCGACAUCGCGAGGCUCGCGGGAUCCAGGUUUCUCGUAACGCGCGACGUUUUCUUCGCUCCCGGCGACCAAGUGCGGCGUACACAAGUGCGAAUCAUCGCGGCGUCAUUGACACGACCUCGCGGUGCGUCGACUCUCGUAAAGUGAGGUGCGCGAAUUAACAUCCAGUCGGACUUUCGGGUUCGAUUGAACCGCGACGCAGGUGCGCGCCGAUGCGCGCGCGAAGCGACGUGAAGUGCGACGCGGGUGUGCGAUAACGUGGAAUCUCGCUCCGUCGGGUGGGUGGCGCGGACCGUCACCUUGAGUCGCUCGAGCGAGACCUUGCGUUCUCCUCUCUUCACUCGCGGAGGACGCGGCUCGCGCCUACGCGCCGGCUGACGACGAGUUUCGAGCGAACUUGGCAGCGGCAGUCGCGACCUUCGGAAACGAACAUGCCGCGGAACGAUUCGCGACGCACAUUCGCGACGCGGCAAAAGGAUUCGGCGCCGCGGGCCCGCCGUUUUUGAGAGAGGAAGCCGGCCGACCCCGAUGGCGGCAUCUCGAAUCGCGUUCGCGUUCGCGUGUGUCGACGUAUCGCUCGGAGCCGCGACAUUUUGACGAGCGUGCAUCCAUCUUCGUGGGAAGGAGGAGGAACGAGAGAAGAUAAGCAGCGAGCCGAGCGGGAGGAAAACGGUCGUCGGCGCGUCUCGCGCCAUGCACGGCGAUCCCCGCCGCGUCAAGGAGGUUAGACGGCCAUUGACCGGCGAGCACCGGCAGCGCGUACUACGCGCGGCGAACACGCGCCGGCUUUGAGUUACGAUCGCUCCGAAUCGGAGCCGCGCGAAUCGCGUGUUAUGUCGCGCUACGCGCGAGACAAGGGCGAACCAUCGGCAACGUCGUCGUCGUCGUCGAGCGCGUGAGGAUCGCGCCCCCGGAGGAUGCGGCAGGACCCGUCGCGAGCUACGUGCCACGUUGUGCCAGGGAUGUUGUCGUGGGGGUCGUCGGGGUCAUCCGCAGCGCUGCUGGACCUGGACCAUGGCCGGCAAGCCUGAGCAGCCGUCCACGCUCCCUGCUCCCCCGAGUCACGGCCAUCAGCAUCACCAGCAACAACAACAACCGCAGCAAUCGCCGCAUCAAUCGCAGCAGCAGCAGCACCAAGGUAUACAGCAAAACAGCGUCCUAGUGUACGUGUCGGGGGAGAACUUGGCGUACGCCACGGCGGUGGGUCAGAAUGUCGCCGCGACCGCUGCUGCCGCUAUCGCGGUCGGUUAUCAGUCGCAACCGCAGCAGCAGACGACGACGCAAUACGCCAACAUCUUGCAGGCGCCGCAGGUGGCGACGGCGCAGGCGGCCGCGACGACCUUUCCCGCCAAAACCGCCGUAUACCGCGCCGACGGAGGAAACGUCCCCGCCCCCGCGAUCGGCUGUUGCCGUCUGAAACCGUCCCUCGAGACGACGAUGACGAUGACGACGGCGACGGCGACGACGACGGCGGCGACCACGGUCAAUAGCAGCGCGGACGGCGGCGAGGCCAAGCGAGCCUCUUCCCUCGGGAUGGUCGGCAACGACGAAGACGACGAGGACUACGCGAUGCUGUAUCGACAGGCCACGCUGGGCCACGCGACCUGCACCACGCCGGCGAUGACGACCAUGAUGACGUCGCGCGAGAACAAGCGAGCGUCCGAGAGCGAAGACUCGACGACGGACGGUCUCGGCAACGACCUCGUGGGACCCGGCGCCAACGCGUAUCAGGCGCGACUCCAGCACGGCGACGUGUACUCGGCGAGGAUGAGCAGCGAGACGUAUAACGCCACGACGGCGAGUAGAAUCGUCGCGCGACCGAACCCCGGUGACGUAGGACUCCUCGGCGACGACGGUUGCGUCGCGUACGGUACGUCGACGUCCGCCGAGCAACAGGCCGUGGACGACAAGGCCCGGCAGCGGGACAAUUUCGAUAAUCAGCAGACCGCUUCCUCGGUCUCGUCGGCGUCGAGCGCGACGGUUCGCGGGCUCGGUGAUAUCGGUAGUGGUGCGGUGAUCGGUGCUUGCGACUCGAUACGAUCCGACGAAUCGUCGACGACUUACAGCAGCCUCAGCAGCCCUGACGAGAGUCAGAGUCAUCAGCAGCCGAUGGGACAGCACGACGGUGUUUUGCCGGCGAGUAACAAUCAUCCCGGAGGUGGUAGUGCGUGCGCGCAGCAGGCUGCGCGCCAGCAGCCGCCGUUGCGUGUCAACGCUACGAACAAUAACGGUAGUAACGGUGUGCAGCAUAAUGCGCUCGUGUUGACAAUGAACGGCAGUGCGGUGAUUACGCAGCAGCAACAGCAACAACAGUCGCCGGCGAUCACUGUGCCACGUGGAUGGAAAAGGAUAUGCACCAACGGGGUCAUCAUUUACAUCAGUCCAAGCAGUACGGCGCUGGGUUCGCUGGACCAAUUGAAGGAGUAUCUAACAACAGUGGGAACCUGCAAAUGCGGUCUCGAGUGCCCGCUCAGACCCGAACAGGUCUUCAACUUUGAUCCCAAGGUUGCGACACGACCUUGGAGCCCGGAUCAGGGCAAGACGCGCGAGAUGACCAAGCUCUGCAAUCAUAAGAGGAAACUUUUGCUGCCGUCCGCGGCCGCCAGUCCUGUUGCGUCCUGUACACCGGCGGUCUCAUCGUCGACUUUAUCUUCUGGCCCGACAACGACCUCGAUUCACGCGAACGCCGAUUCGCCCACAUCGCCGGAUAAAGCUAGAAAAGAUGGUCACAGCAAGAAGAAGAAGAGGAAACUGGGAGGCAUAGGCGGCAUUUAUUCCGGCGUCUCGGUUUCGCAACUUCUGGUACAACGGGAAAGAGCUAUUGCCGCGGUCGCGGCUUCUGGAGUUCAAGGUUCACCGGUGCCUAAUGGAUCGCAGGUAUGGCCAAUCACGAUCCCGAAUCUGCAAGUCCAACAAAACGGCCAACAAAUCUGUCAUCAGUCUUUAAAUUCGCCUUCCCAGAAUCAUGAUGUAAACAAUUGUGCAAGAAAUCCUCAGCAGAGGUUAAACCAACACAAUAUGUCGGGCAUGCUGAUGAACAAUCCGCUGAUAAUGAAUCAGCAGAGUACAAAUUACAAUAAUAUGACUCAACAACAACAGCAGCUUUUACAACAACAACAACUUAUCCUACAGCAGCAGCAACAGCAUCAACAACAGCAACUAAUUCAGCAGCAUAUAUCGCAGCAACAACAAUCGCAGCAGUUGUUACCACAUCAGCAGCAGCUGCAACAUAUGCAGAUCUUACAGCAGCAACAGGAACAACAACAGCAUCAGAAUACAAUGGUAAAUCAAUUAGCGCAGCAGCAAGCUCCCCAUUAUAUCAAUCAGCUGAAUCAACAGUCGAUGCAUGUAAUGCAACAACAGCAGCAGCACUUGAAUUCGCAACAACAACAGCAGCAACAAUUGCAUUUGCAACAGAUUCAAAAGCAUAAUAUGCAACAACAACAGCAGCACUUGACUCAGGAAAUAGAUCAGCCGCAGUCGACAAAUUACUCUCAGCAUCCUGCUGAAAGUUACAUACAUCAUAUGCAAUCAUCGCAAGUGUCGAAUCAAGCUGCCCUUCAUCCGCAAUUGCAUCAAGUUCACCAGCAUCAGAUGCAGCCGCAACAGCCUCAACAAAGUCAGCAUGCUAUGCAGCCACAAUCAUCGGAUCAUUUUCAGAUGCAGAUUCAACAGCAGUUGCAACAACAACAACAACAUCAGCAGCAGUUAUCGCAAGUUUGCAUUCAGCCGCAAUAUCCAAAUCAGCAAAUAAAUCAUCACUCUGUGGACGUUAUGCAGCAGCAAACUGGCUCUGCCAUUAUGACUAACAUCAAUGCUACUGACAUUCAAAAUAGGCACAAUCGAGCGUCAUCAAUUAAUGAUGAGGAUUUAAAUGCGAAACAGUUACAACAGCAGCAACAACAACAGCAACAACUUCUGUUACAUAAUCAUUCAUUGCAACGACAUCAUGUAGUUCAAAAUGGUUUGCCAAAUAAUUCUCACGAGAACGUUCAGAGAAUGUACGCGCAAAACCAAGUACAAUAUCCGAUGAGGAACUUUGAUCCUUCGAAAGGGACAAACACAGAUGCAAAGAUGGGACAUCAACAGCAGUUCGUUUUAUCCAAUCACACGGGAAGAAGCCCGAAUACGACUCACGCCGUUGAGGCGCAGCAGUCUGGUAUGGGACCAAAUGGGCAGCCCGGCAACUUGCAUUUUAACAAUAGAACACCACCAUGGCAGCAGAAUCGUGCUGCGACCGUAUCCCAUCAACCGUCCCUCGUCACUGUGCAGAAUAUCACCUGCAACUCGUUUGAUCGCGUGCCACCACUUCAUCAUCACAUUCCACAGCCUUCCAACUGGACGGAUGAGGCUGCGCGAAAGAAAGCGAAAUCGAAUAAAAUAAUAGUAAAGAAACAGCGACAACACAGUGCCGUAGAAUCAAGAACAAAUAACGGAUUAGAACAUUCGGUAUCAAGUCCAGUAGAUGAGUUCAGCGAAAAGAAUCAGCAAAAUAAUAAUCAGAUAGGUUCAACGUUCAAUAGCAGCGGUCCUUCGUUCCUAGAGGAUCCCAGCGGGUACCUCGCCCAGCAGACGGCGCUGCUCAAUAGCACAAUAUCGAGACAAACCGGUGUCAGUAGCUCUCAAGUGGGCAUGUUGAACAACAAUCCGAAAGCGUCGCCUCAAGCCAAUCAUGGCAUGCAUGUCUCGAACACUUAUAAUUCUCAACCAAAGCCUUCCUCUAUCGCCAGUCCUACAAGUACCUCGUCGUCAUUUGCUUCUGUAAAGAAUCACGCGACUUCGCCGGUUGUCGUACACAGCAGUAUGACGCCUACAUCGAGCAACAAUGGCACAGAUUCCGAGAGCAGUCCGUGUCAAGGUUGCGUCACCAGUGCUGAUACACAGUCUUAUAUUCAAGAUCAAUAUAAGCAACAGAUGCAACGACAGUACCUGAUGAAUACGGAUCAGCGCGAAGAUCCUGUCACGUCGUCAACAUUCAGCGAACGAUAUCAAACGAGCAAUCAACAACAAAUUGACUCUAGACCAAUACAAGGCGGUACUGUGAGCACCAGUCAUGGAUCUCCUAUCGGUACGAAUAGUCCAGCUAAUUCGGAUACACCAACGGCUUCGACACCUGGGAUUUCGCAACCAGCAACUCCGCAGAGCCUUAUCUCAUCGCAACCAGCGACACCACAUAGUUAUUCGCAACCACCAACACCUCAUUCACACUUGUCAGGCCAAAUGCCCUCCCAAACAAUAACUCCACAAGCGCAACAACAGCCGUCGCAAUCCUUGAUUAGUAGUAACAUUCAAGAACAAAGAUCUGAGACUCCUAGUUCCGGUACAAUGAGUUCCAGCUGUAUUCCACCUAGCACAUCGCCAUCUCAGACGUCUUCCUCCGCAUCGGACAAUUUAACACCUCAAGUGAAACGACAAAUAACGAGUAGACAAAAUUCCUUGGACGGUUAUCAACCGCAUCCGCACGCUGUAAACGCAGUUUCUAGGAUAUCUAUGAACACUUUCGGUGGAACAUCAUCCGUGAUAACAACUAUGGCCAGUGGUCAUACAGUUAGCAGUAAUACAAUUACGUCUGUGUUAGCUGGAAGAGCGAAUACCGCUACCGUUUCCAUAAACACACCAUCUGCGAUACCGAAUCCCGCUAUACCUAAUCUUUUGCCGAAUAAGCCGCAGCAUCAAGCACAAUCUACGACAUUAACGAAUGUGCCAAGUGCUUCAGUUACCACUCAUUCCACUGUUUCGCACAAUCAAUCUUCGACAAUGGUGUCUAAGUCUCCGCUCGAAAUGGUCCAAAGUGUUGUCAGUAGCAUACAAGUACCUCAGACAAGUACGAAUUCGUCAUUGCAGCCGCAAACUCAACAGCAGCAGCAACAGCACCACCACCACCACCAACAACAACAACAGCAGCAGCAGCAGCAGCAGCAGCAGCAGCAGCAGCCACAACAGCAGCAUCCCCAAGCCAACGUUCAAGUUCACAACGUCCUCACUUCUGGUGGUAUAUUAAAACAUUCUGCCGGAUCGACGCUACCGCCUGGCCAUAUACUGGUAUCCAGCGGCGGUCAACUCAUCAUGGCGAGUACUGGGUCGGCUAUCAAUGGCGUAAUGGCACCUCCUCCACCGAAAAUCAUUUCCAAUGCCAGUUCUAUGCCACCGUUGUCGGUAUCACCGAUGGUUACUAGCGUGACUGGAGCCGUCAGCCAAGUGAUUCCUGCGGUAGCCCAACAAGUGAUAGGACAACCGACGGUUCUCGUGAAUACUAUUCAGACGCCAGUGCUAAUUCAGCCUAGCGUGAUGACGAUGGACGGUAUAGGUCAGAAUGUGCAGAUACCGCAUUUAACGGUUGCUACCGGCAACGUUAUACAAAACACUCAGUCAAUCCUCGACACAAAUCAGGAUGUAUCUAGAACUGUCAAUGCCAAUCAAGGUAUGACGAUAAAUCGACAACCGGCAUUAUUAUCGCCGGAAUCAGCGAUGACCAAGAAGAAAGGAUAUAAGAAGCGAAAAGCGAAUCCGCAGACCGUAGCAUCGAUGCUGCACAUCGCUUCGUCCCAGCAAAACGCUGGUAUGCUAAUGCAAUCUCAGUCGAACUUUGCGCAACAGAACUUUCAGGCUCAGAGUAUAGGCGGGCCUAUGCUUCAGGCGUUAACUAUUGUACCUGGCAAAGGCGGAGCACCGGCACAAUUAGUCAUGAAUGGUCAGACUGGUGCGGCAUCUGCACAAUUUAAUGCUCAGCAAAUAAUUACGAAUCCUCAACCGACUCAGCAAAUAAAUCUUCUUCAACCAGUGAAUUUGUUGAACGGAGCGACUGGGAUGGUUCAAAAUUUCCCCACUAUUCAGCAGUUUAUCGUGCCUGGUUUAGGUAGCAUGGUUAUGUCUGCUGAUGGAACGGCCACAUUGCUGCAGGAUACGGGCAACAUUGGGAUGCAGCUUCAGAUACAGAAUGUCAAUGGACAGAAUGUGUUGACACCGGUGCAGAGUCAUGGUAGUAUAUUCAAUCCCAGUCAAAGUAUAUUGGCUGCCGGUCCAGCUGGUAUGGUAAUACGAGCACCGCAAGCGACUAGUGGAAAAAUAAUUCAGCAGCACAGUCCGGGAGCACAAUUUCUUUCACCAAACAGUGGCCAGUUUUUGGUAAAUGGAACAACAUCUUUCGGAAAUCAACUAAGUCCAAUAGUAGCAAAUGUCAGUCCGAAUCAGCAAGUAACAUUCAAUACCUCACAAGUGAGACCACCGAACAUGCAGGGUCAACAGGAAUUCAUACAAAUGAAUGGGCAAACUCUUAUGGUACCUUGUGCUACCGCGCAAAACAUUGCCGUUUCCUCGGCAUCGAAUCAACAGAAUACAACAUUCGUCCAGCAGAAUACGACGAUCGUACAGCAACAAACGACUAUGGUGUCUAAUAAUCAGAUACCAAAUUUUCAAAGCGCAACUUCUAACGGUGGACAAGCGGUCGAACCUUCUUUAAAUCUCGAUCAGAAUCAAUCGUAUAUCCUGAGCUCCGGUAUGAUUCAGGGAAAAGCGGCAUCAUCUUCCCCUAAGAGCGGAAUAAAUUCGCCAUCGUCUGAUCAGAAUAUCGAGCAGCAGCAAUAUGUACUCGCUAGUAGUAGCACGACCGUUGUGGAAAAAACGGCUCAACAAAAUGAACAACAUAGUCCGCUUAUGGCAAGGCAUUCAGUAUCUACGCAAACUGCCGGAAAUCAAACCAAUGUGGUACAAUCGGCGAUGAUGCGGCAAGGAUCGCCACCGGAUACGACUACUCAUAGUCCUGGAAAUAGUCAGAGAUCCAAUAGUCCGGCCGUGGACACUACUACACACGGUGCAGCUUCGCCAGCGCCUCCAAUCACUGCUAGACAUCACUCGUCGUCUACGCCUAUGGUUCAUUGCGUUUCGAGCAGCGAACCGGAUUCGGGCGAUGUACAGGUAGCAUCGGAAGAUUGGAGAAUGCAAAGUAUCGCCACCAAGGAAAUCACGUUGAAUCAACCGAGCUUGCACGGAAAGACUUACGUGGAGUCGACAGUGACCACUGGGAUCCAGAUCUAUACGUCAGAGACGUUGAAGCAAGCCGAAGGUGUGGUGAGCACGGUGAGGUGCGAGGGCAGGGAACAUGCCCUCGGCCGCGGAAUCAAGCGAAAGCUGGACUCCAUCCAUUCCAUGCAUUCUACUCUGCAUGAAGACCAAGAUGUAGCCGAGACAAAGGACUUAGACGACGGAAACCAUGAACAAUGGAAACUGAUGGUCGGUGACCUAGUGUGGGGUGCAGCAAGAGGAAGCCCGGCCUGGCCGGGAAAAGUCGAAUCUUUGGGCCCUCCGGGUACUAAGACGGUUUGGGUCCGGUGGUACGGGGGCGGGGGUGGUCGCACCCAAGUCGAUGUCAAGGCCCUCAAGUCCCUCUCCGAAGGCCUCGAGGCGCAUCAUCGCGCCCGUAAAAAGUUUAGGAAAAGUCGUAAAUUGAAUAUGCAAUUGGAAAAUGCGAUACAAGAGGCGAUGGCGGAACUGGACAAGAUGACGGAGGCGUCUAGCGACCACAAAGACUUGAAAAAGUCGCCCAAAGUGACAUCAUUGCCAGCAACCAGUUCAAAGGGUAUCAAUGGCGCUGGCAAAUCGGAGGCCAAGAGAUCAUCGAAAAGGGCAAUCAUGGACCAUGCCAAAGCCGAACAGAAACAAUGCCGGUGAUCCGUGUUGAUCAUGGUUGUUUAAUCAUGGGUGUCAGUGCAAACAUCCGUGCGAUCGACACUACAUUUGUCGUAAAUCGCAAAGUAUCGAAGAUCUUUGUGCGGAAAUGUAAUUUUUAGUCAGCUUUCCGUUUAAUAAAUUAUUAAUAAAUUCUCACACAAAUUGUACACGUCCUAUAAAUUACCAAUAUACUUCCGUUUGCUUCAUAAUUAAUGAUUGAUUAAUUAGAUAGAAGUAAUUGCGAAAUAAGCGAUUUUGAAGCAGGUACAAUUCAGUGCGAUUUAAUUUAAUCACGGUAAAUUUUAUUACACACAUAACGAUUCUAACGUGACAAAUUAAGUAAGAUGGUGCAAAAGUACGUGAUGUUAACGUUGAUACGUGAUAAAUGAUGCAAAAAUAUUAUUUAAAUGAAUCACUUUGAAAGUAUAUGAAUAUACAGUCAUAUAUGUUUCGGUGAUCGUUCACUGUGAUUUGCUACAUUCGAACAAUCGGAAUUCUUUGUAAAAUCAUUAUAAGAAUUUCAUCUCUGAGCAAAAAGAAGAGAUUGUACAAUCUUAUCUCUCUCUAAAACUUUUUCCCAUUCCUAUAUAUAAAUAUUACGCUUUAGGACGCUCACACAGCAUCGUAUGAUUAUGUGAAAAGCGUCUCCGAUAACAUAAUCAAAAAUUUUGUCCAUGAUUAAAUUGAAAGAAAUGCUUUUGAUGGAUACCAGAAACGAUGGCCAUGAGAAUGCAACGCUAAACAUAGAACUGUAUUACAACAAUCUCAUAUAACAGUAACAAGCAUUUUUCUCUUUUUUCUAUAAAAUUAAUUGACAAAGCCUAAGUAAUAUCUGCUGUAAUAUUUUUUGUGCAUUCUGUUUUAUGACGAAUAGCAUCUGUUUAAUAAAGAAAUGGUCAGGCAUGUAAAA